This is a messenger RNA of Penicillium paradoxum, 1644 nucleotides long. RefSeq lists its product as uncharacterized. Lineage: Eukaryota; Fungi; Ascomycota; Eurotiomycetes; Eurotiales; Aspergillaceae. The coding region runs from base 1 to 1644 and encodes 547 amino acids. The record is from RefSeq and is a predicted model, not a curated record. The transcript has 2 exons.
AUGGACGCUAUUCUGGUGGCUCUGGCCGUGGGCAAUGGCACUGGAUCUGAAUUGAUCGCCAUAUUCAAAAAGGUCAUUGUCGCAUUAGCAACACCAUACAACGUGGAAGUCCAAUUCUUCACAUCUCCCCGAAUAUACCAUUCCUACUCAUCGCUCCUGGCAAUGAACAACACCGAAGCGGUGACUAGUGAGACCCUCACGGAUGCAGAUCACUAUGAAGCCUUCUGUCGUGAAGUAGUCACUUUGGGAGCGUGCGCGAUAUUUCGAACCUCGAUGAGUGCCCAAGCGCUUUAUAUCGUUCGCGAUCGGCUACAAGCUGUGAAGUUGGAGCACUUUCAACUGAGCUCGUCUACAUCUAUCCUGCUAGUGCGCGAUCAGGCCCAAGGGUUCUACUCCGGUUUAAACACGAUUGACUCAUCCCAGGAGACAGUUUCACGGCGCUCAUAUUUUAGCAAGAGUAUCUUCGAGGAGAUCCUCACCUUCUCAAUUGCACUAUAUAAGUUCCACCUCUUCGACGGGCUGUUCCACCUGUGGGCGCAGGAAUGGAAGGGAUCUUACGGUGUGGAUAUCCACUUCGUACAGGGCGACACGAUGAACCGCAAUCUCCUGGCAUUCGGUAUCCAGGGCCACCAGCUGCUGAUAUGCGGAAAUGAAUACGCCGAUAUCAUGCAGACGAUGCUACUAGAUCGGUUUGGCUUUGGCCCACAGGAGUCUGCGUGCGCUGAGAACGUGUAUCUCUCAGCCGGAGUGAGGCAGGGCCUAAGCGAGUACCAGACAGCACAUGGGUCUGCCGACGACCUGACUGGAAAGGGCGUGGUCAAUCCGACCGCGACCAUUCGCGCGGCCGCAACUCUACUAGAGCGCCAUGGAGGCUGUCAAGGCGUCCAACGCCAGAUAGAUGCUACCCUAGACGAGAUGCGUGCGAAGAACAUCCAGACACUGGAUCAAGGUGGCAUCACUAAGACUGAAGCCUUUGUUGAUGCUCUGCUGGGCAUGGUCGCCCCUUAUCUCCCCCUAAGUGUUGGCGCAAGCGAUUCUUCAGGGAGCAGGGAUCUAGCAUCAGCACCACGCGGGAACAAGUCGGGUCUGGUGAUAAUGGAUUUGCAAAACGACUUCAUGACGCAGUAUAGGACGCCCAGGGUGAUGGUACGUCUCAGAAAAUACAUGCCGCAGCUAGUGGACUGGGCGCGUCGCGAGGGAAUGCAAAUUGCCUGGGUGCGAUUUCUUGGCGAUGAAAAAUACCAAUCAGAAAUAUGGCGGCGGCGCAACCAGCUCCAGGGGAGGCGGAAUUGGUGCAAAGAAGGUAGCUGGGGGGCGGAGAUUGCCAGCUGCGUGCAGAUUCAGCCACACGACCGGGUCUUUGACAAAAAGGCACACUACGAUCCAUUCCUAGCGGCGGGAUUUACGAGCUAUGCGAUGGGGUUUCAGCAUUUCGUGAUGGCGGGCCUAUUUACGGAUAUUUGUGUCGACGCGGCGGUCCGAGGGGCCUUUCAGCGGGGAUUAUGGACCACCGUGGUCCGUGAGUGCACGGCGGGUUUGCAUUUGCUGGAGGAGCAGAGUUUUGCUUAUAUGCAAGCCGUGUAUGGCUCUGAGGUGGUAGGGAUCGGUCAAUUACUUUCUACUAAGCCGGUGGCUAGUCUAUAG